GCGGGGCGGACCGGCGCGCCUGAGAUGCGAGCUGACUCGACUCGUCUCUUGCGCUGACGGUCUCCCCAGUCUUCGCGUCGACGCGGAGCGCGUUGGACGUCGCCGGCGGGGAGGCUGGCGGGCGCGCUCGGGGAGACCGUGGGGCGUCCGAGAGGGACGGGCGGGCGUUCCUAAAAGCCAAACAGCCAAACAAGGGCCAACAGCCGCCCGAGAUAUCCUCGACAUCUGAUCGAUCGCCAGAUGCAGCCAAGUCAAAUGUCGGACAGGCGCAGGUGCGCGUUUAUUUAGCGGAAUGAGACCUUGUUUGGCUCUGUCGUCGCUCGCUUGGGACGCCGUCGUCGCCUCUUGCUUCCUCCCACCACCAUCGCUGCCACCGACAAAGGCACACCACCGACCGCCACUGCCCCGCGUCGAUCCUGUCCGCCCUGGCCGAGCCAUUAUCACCUAUUUCAAAACCCGCUGACGCCAAUCGAGCAACAUCCGCUCUAUUAAUUCGUCCAUUACACCCGCAAUUUCCUCUCGCUUUCCUCCCGCGGACGCACAAGCACGCCGGCCCUGCCCCGUAUCUCGCCCGAUCGUGUAUCGCCCGGGCUCCUCAAAUGCCUGCCUUCCCGGUUCCUCAUCCCGCCCCGCGUGUCGCCCCUCUCCCCAGACCGCAACACCAACACAUGUCUUCGCCCUCCAGCCCGACAUAUCCAACCUUUGGCGGUCGCUCCCCCUACUCUUCGGGCUCCAGCGCCUCCUUCCCCAACGAGGACAGCCCGGGUCCGGACUCCGCAUACGAACCCGUCCAGAAUCACGACGAGCCCGUCGUCGUAGCCUCCCCCUCCGACUACUCCUACCAUCUCGCCAUACCAGGCAUGGCCGUCUACGCCUCUCAGUCCGACCUCCAUUACCCCUCGGACGAGCACGACGCCUUCUCUUAUCCGACCUCGCUCAUGUCGGCGUGGAACACCGACGCCAAGAAGCGCUCCCUCCAACACCUCUAUCCGCAGCAGCAGCAACCGCCUUCGCAUUCCCUCCCCGAACUCGACCGUUCGUACAAGACCCUGAUGGCAUAUAACCAGCAGCAGGCCGCGCAGCAGUCGUAUCAACCGCAGUCCUCUGUCUCUCACCAUCUCCCCAGCACUCAGAGCUACUACGAGCUCGAUGGCGGCGACUCAUGGCAGGCCUAUCCCUCCAGCCUCGGUCAACAGCAUCUCGGUCAGCAGCAACAACAUCUUGGACAGCAUUAUGCGGGUCACGGGUACGCUGCGGUCAAGCAGGAAGAGCCGGCGAUGUCUAUAUCGAGCCAUCAGCAACAGCAACAGCCGCGCGCCGUGCCUCAGUCGAUGCACGCUUACCAGUCGUCGGCAAACAUGCAAGCAUUCUACGACGAACCCCACUCGCAGUCAUAUCGCUCGCAACAUGCAUCCCAUGUCACCAUCCCUUCCUCCUUUGAGCAGCAAUUCGUGCAUCUCUCUGACGUCUCACCCGUCGAGUCGUCUGUCUCGCCUGUCGCUGGCAUGCAGCAGCCACAGCCCCAAUAUCCCUCCGAUAUGACUGUCUGCGACCCUCACUUCGUGAGCGGUCGGCGCCAGCGGGAAGAGCGGUAUGGUACGGAUCGCACGUCGGAGCCACAGGGCGAGCGUGAUGGCGACGGGGAGGACGACGCCGAGGGCGAAGAAGACGAGAGCGACCGCGGAGAUGAGGAUGUUGAUAUGGACGGCGAUGAUGUCGCAGAGCUGGAGGACGAUGAUGAGUACGUUAUUCGUCGCGGUCGCCGCAAUAGCGCGCCUAGCGAGGUUGGCGAGUCGCGCAGCCUCCGCUUGCGCUCGACGCCCAUGCGCACGGCGGCGGCUCGAUAUAAUCCCUACGCCUCCGAGUCUGCACCUCUUCGCCCUCGCCGCGCUUCCUCCAUGACAGCCGCUUCCUCCACCUCCUCGACCGCGACCCUCGACGACAUGUACCUCCCCACGCUCAACGGCCAGCCGGUCACGACCCGCCGUCGACCACGCCCCGCGACCAGUCUCCCCAUCCCCGUACCCGUGCCGAACUUGACGAAGAAGUCGCGCGGGCGUCGCGUACCUACGGCACCGACGCCUGACAGCGCCCGGCUCGCGACAGUCGUGCGCGCGAACGCAGACGGCCAGCUUCAAGGCGGCGGGCGACGAGGCAGCACGAAGGGCCUUCGCUUGUAUACGUGUAAGGUGGCGGGGUGCGGGAAGUGCUUCGCACGCGGUGAGCACCUCAAGCGGCAUGUGAGGAGCAUACAUACGCAUGAGAAGCCCCACAAGUGUCCAUAUCCUGGGUGCGGGAAGGACUUCAGCCGGCACGAUAACCUCGGCCAGCAUAUGCGCGUGCACAAGGACUACGUCCUGCCCAAGGGCGUCAGCCUCAACAGUUUCCGCGCAUAACGGCGCACGCGACCACACCGAAGCGACGUCGCGAUGAUGAUACCCUGUACUUUUCCCUGGAUGAUUGACGUUUAUGUUGUUGUUGUACGCCUCUUCACACUUCCUUCGCUCGUUUCUCUUUCACCCUUCACCCGCUCGUUCUCCAAGCAUGAUCUCAGUUGGGCUGUUGGUGUAUGUAUUCAUCGCGUAGGUGGGUAGGUAUGCGCCUAGGCGUGUACUUGUCUGCCUGGGCGUAUACUUGUCCGCCUAGGUCUCUGCGCGUUACCUUGCCGCCUUCCUUUCCUUUCGCGUCUUGCUUACCCUUUCUUACGCCUUUCUUCUCUUGUUAUUCACGGCCCCUUCUUUGUAACAUUGACAUCGCUAUACCUUUAUGGACGAGUGACGGGCUUUUAUGGCUCGUUUCUCCGCCACUACUCUGGCUCGCUUCCUCCACCACUACUUUGGCUCGCUUCUCCACUACUACUUGGCUCGCUCGGGACACACGCGUACGGACGUUGCUGUUGUUUGUUUGUUCGAUUGUUGUAGUUCGUCAGAAUCGCCACAAUGACUCGAUUGGUUUAUCUUACUGUAUAAAAGCCUAAAUUCCGUACCAUACUACUCACAAUGAAUGGGUUGGGUUCAUCAGGAA
Messenger RNA from Schizophyllum commune H4-8, 3024 nucleotides. RefSeq lists its product as uncharacterized. Gene Ontology annotation, molecular function: DNA-binding transcription activator activity, RNA polymerase II-specific; RNA polymerase II cis-regulatory region sequence-specific DNA binding. The record is from RefSeq and is a predicted model, not a curated record. NCBI's taxonomy places the organism in Eukaryota, Fungi, Basidiomycota, Agaricomycetes, Agaricales, Schizophyllaceae. Gene Ontology annotation, cellular component: nucleus. Gene Ontology annotation, biological process: regulation of transcription by RNA polymerase II. The transcript has 3 exons. Bases 600 to 2396 code for a protein of 598 amino acids.